AUGGUCCACAUCUCUGCACCCUCAGGUGUGAGCGAAGCGCCAGUCGGAGUGAAGUUUGAGAAUGUGGGGUCCAACACCGCUACUCUCCGCUUCACUCAAGCCAACACCAACGGAGACAACUGUAAGGAGUACGUGGUGGAGGCGCAGACAGAGUUCGAUGACAUUUUCUUCACGGACAGACUGUGGACACAGGUUUGGCGGGGUGCACCAAGUGCCCUCAGAAAUGGACGUGGGGGGUCCAAGCUUCUCCGCCUGACCAACCUGAAGCCGUACACCGAGUACAGGUUCCGCGUCCUCUGCUUAAAUAUGUACGGUAUGGGGGAGCCGAGCUGGCCGACCGAGAAAAACAGGACCUUACCAGGAGCCCCAUCCCGAGCACCAGGAAAGCUGGGUUACGGCAAUGGCAUGGCAGGAGAUGUGCUGAUGAGUUGGGAGCCACUUGAAGAGUCCGACUGGGGAGACUACACGAUCGGUUACCGUGUACGAUACCGCAGACUGGGUACCGGGGACAAGUUCAGAGUGGUCUACAUCGACAACCCUGAGGCCGCAGCCUACGCACACAUCCAGCCUCCAGCACCCAUCAACGUGCCGUACGAGUGUAAGAUCGCGGCUUACAAUAACUACAGUGUCGGACCGGAGGCCUCGUGGAUCGCAUAUUCAUCUUCAGGGCUACCAGAUUACCCAAGAAACUUGGAAAUCAUAAAACAGACCAACAACAGUGUGACGAUGCAAUGGGACAAGAUCCCGAACUUCAACGGCCCGAUCCCGUUCUGGGGUGUCCGGUACUGGCGAGAGCAAGACCGCCCAAGGGCCGCUCGUCGAAACUCUACGAUACGGUACAAACGUUCAGUCAGCUGGUGGUGGGACACCUGGCUCCGUUACAUCCCAGAGGAAGAGGAGGAGGAUGAAACAGGGUUCCAGUACGCCCGUCUCUAUGACGACGGUCUGACAAAAGUACCAGGACCUCCUGGCAAGGAGACGUACAUACUUCGCGGACUUCAGCCGAGCACGCUCUAUAACUUCCAGGUGCGAGCCAACAGCCAUCCAUAUUUUGGCGAGUACAGCAACAUCACCCGUGCGAUAACACUGAGAACUGGCAACCCGUGGCUCCAGGGAUUGAGAGGCACCUGGUGGAUCCCGAUCCUGUUCUGGUUCAUGGUGACACUACUGAUCGUCCUGCUGCUCAUCCUUUCCUGUUGCUGCUGUCUUUGGUGCAGUGUGAGGCAUCGUGGCAAACCCAAAAAUGAACUAUUUCUCCUGGCCAAGACCAACGGAAAAGCAAAGAAUUAUGAAGUAGAUGUCAUGACAGACUACCACAAGGGAGUGUUGAAGCAGUUUCGGGACACUAUCGUCAGAUACGUCAGUCCGAAACCUGUUACUGACCAUCUCGUCAACUGUGAUGCCCUACCCCAGGCAAUAGCAGGGCAGAUCGAGCAGAUUGAGCAGAUAGAGGAUCCCGAUUCGGCCAAUGAGAGGCUUCUGGACAUCCUGCCGAACCGCCCAGAUUUUGCCUUUGACCGAUUCUGCGAUGGAGUCCGCCCUGAACACCCUUGGCUGUCUGAUCUACUGGAGGGGGAAGAAGAAGAAAUGACAGACGACCACAGGACCACCCUUCAGUCUCACCAGGAGACCCUGGCUGCUACUGUUGACCCUCAUCCAGUCAUCAGCCACAUGGAGGAGAAUAAGUACUUCAACCCAAUGGAGGCAGAACACCUCAUGAGCCUUUCCAGCAAAGAAGAGACGAACAAUACCGUGAUUGACAUGCUGAAAGAUCGUCCUGAUCCCGCCUUCUACCACUACCUGAUGUGUCUGGAGAAGCAGGACACCGAACUAGCUGCCAAGAUAGGAGGCCCAGACUACCAGGUGAACAUCAAGAGGCUUCAGCUCGAGAUGGAGACCAGGGCCAACAUGGAGACCGUCAUGAGGAUGGACACCCGCCUGCAGCCUUCUCACAUGGUCGCUGACGGACCGUGGGACGAUAUCGAUGAUAAGAGUGAUGCUGAAUCCUGGCACAUCGACAUGCCAAUGUUAAAGAGUACUGAUGAGUUGAAGACGCUCAACACUGUGGCUGUUGAGCCAGAAGAGGAGAAGAAGAUGUCGAACAUGCUUGCUGUUGAGCCAGCAGAGACGAAGAUGACUAAGAUGGAUGCUGUGGACGCUCCAAACAUGUCUUCUGGUCUGGACGCUGUGCAGCCACCACCAGAGACCCAAUCAGCUCAUCCCUUUGAGUCUCAGUCCGGAAGCACCAUUGAAGUAGACAAUGGCAAUCCCAUCAUCAUUGAGAUUGUCGGAGACGCCAAGAGCGUGCGUUGGCUGCAUGAAGGGACUCCACUACCCAACAACGAGUUGUACCAGCAGUCCACCGAGGGCGAAGACCUGCACUCCCUUUUCAUCGCCGAGGUAUCCGGACAGAACCAAGGCUGUUACACCUGUGAGGGGACCACGGAAUACGGCGUGGUCAACUGUGACAUCUUCCUCAAGGUCCGAGAACCGCAGACCGAGACUGUGUCACAAGUGUAGAACUACUGGCUACAAUUCAAUAGACCGAAC
Branchiostoma belcheri (Belcher's lancelet) is the source of this 2550-nucleotide messenger RNA. RefSeq lists its product as uncharacterized. The transcript has 18 exons. Gene Ontology annotation, molecular function: cell-cell adhesion mediator activity. The coding region runs from base 1 to 2520 and encodes 839 amino acids. Gene Ontology annotation, biological process: regulation of apoptotic process; dendrite self-avoidance; homophilic cell-cell adhesion. Gene Ontology annotation, cellular component: axon; plasma membrane. The record is from RefSeq and is a predicted model, not a curated record. NCBI's taxonomy places the organism in Eukaryota, Metazoa, Chordata, Leptocardii, Amphioxiformes, Branchiostomatidae.